AGGACCAGAACCAGAGGGGACUCAGAUCCAGAGAGAGGUUUAUAUCCAGAGAUCGAGGUCCAGAUUGAAGACUCAUCUGAACCUGAGACUGAAGAUGGUGAUGAUUGGAAGGAGACCAGAGAACAUACAUCUGAUUUAAAGUCUGUGCUAAACAGACUGAAAACUGAUGGGAAAUCAAAAAGCUGCUCUGAGUGUGGUAAAACAUUUGAAAGGAAAGGUCAUGUGACCGAUCACAUGAGAAUACACAGUGGAGAGAAACUACUCAGUUGCUCUGAGUGCAGUAAAAGAUUUUGUCGUAAAGUAAAUAUGACCAGACACAAGAGAAUUCACUCAGGAGAGAAACCCUUUAAGUGCAGUGUUUGUGAUCAAAGAUUCUCUUGGUGUACUCAGUUAAAAAGACACAAGUGUGUUGGCUGUUCUGCUUCAGAGCCUCAUGAGAACCAAACUGAGCUAAACAGAGAGGCAGAAACAGGAGCUGAUGGAGAGAACUGUGGAGGACCAGAACAAGCCAGCAACUCAGACCCAGAGAGACAUGUACAUCCAGAGAUUGAGGUCAAGACUGAAGACUUCUCUGAGCAUGAGACUGAUGACAGUGAUGAUUGGAAGGGGACCAGAGAACAUCAGUCAGGUUCAAACUCUAACAUGGAAAACAUUAAAGAUAGAAGAAAAAUGUUGAUUAAGAAGUCCCACAGGUGCUCUGAGUGUGGUAAAAUGUUCAAAAAUAAAGGACAUCUGAAUGAACACAUGAGAAUACACAGAGGAGAGAACUACUUACUUGCUCUGAGUGCAGUAAAAGAUUUAGCCGUAAGGCAGACAUGACCAGACAUAUGAGAAUUCAUACGGGAGAGAAACCUUUUAGCUGCUCCGAAUGUGGUAAAACAUUUCAACAAAAGUCUCAUAUGAAAGUUCACAUGGCACGUCACAGAGGGGAGAAACCCUUCAGCUGCGUUGUUUGUGACAAGAGAUUCAUUUGGACCUUUCAGUUAAAAAGACACAAGUGCUUUGGUGGUCAGGCUUCAGAGACACACCAAACUGAUCUAAACAGAGAGGAAGAACAAGAGGGAGCAAGGAACUCCGAUCCAGAGAGACAUUUACAUCCAGAGAUUGAGGUCAAGACUGAAGACUUUUCUGAACCUGAGACUGAUGAUAUUUAUGAUGAUUGGACAGAGAUCAAAGAACAUGAGUCAGGUGUCCACACUGUGGACAACAUAGAAGACAAUAUAACAGAAAGUGAUAUUAAAUCACUCUGCUGCUCUAAGUGUGGCAAAACAUUCAAAAAGAAAAGGUAUUUGACCACACACAUGAAAUAUCACACUGAUCAGAAACGCUUCAGCUGCUCUGAGUGUGGUAAAAGGUUUUCCCGUAAAGGAUCUCUGACCAGACACAUGAUACUCCAUUCAGGAGAGAAACCAUUCAGUUGCCCCGUGUGUAGUAAAAGAUUUAAUCAAAAGGAGUGUCUAACAAUUCACAUGGCUCAUCACAGAGGGGAGAAACCCUUCAGCUGCAGCGUUUGUGACCAAAGAUUCUCUUGGCCUUUCCAGUUACAGAGACACACUCGUGUUGGCUGUCCUUCUUCAGAGACUCAUGAGAACCAAACUGAGCUAAACAGAGAAGCAGAAACAGGAGAGGACUGUGGAGGACCAGAACAAGCCAGGAACUCAGAUCCAGAGAGACGUUUACAAACACAGACUGAUGUCAAGACUGAAGGUUUGAACUCUGUGGACAGAAUUAAAGAUAAGGGACCAAAGACUGAGGAGAAAAUUAUUAACUGCUCUCAGUGUGGUAAAACAUUCAAAACAAAAGCUAGCGUAACCCGACACAUGAGAAUUCACACUGCAGAAAAAACGUUCAGUUGUUCUGAGUGUGGUGAAAAAUUUAUCUAUAAGAAAAGUCUGACCAGACACAUGGUAAAGCACAGAGGAGAGAAACCAGUCAGUUGCUCUGAGUGUGGCAAAAAAUUCAGCCGACGAUCUUAUCUUGCAUCUCACAUGGGAUACCAUGAUGAAGAGAAACUCCUCAGCUGCUCUGAGUGUGGUAGAAGAUUUAACUGUAAAGGAGGUCUAACUGCACAUAUGAUGACUCACAGAGGAGAGAAGUCGUUGAGUUGUUCUGUCUGCGGCAAAAGAUUUAGCAGUACAGCAAAUAUGACCAGGCACAUGAGAAUUCACACUGGAGAGAAACCCUUUAGCUGCUCUAUAUGUGUUAAAACAUUUAAACAGAAGUCUCAUCUGAAAGUUCACCUGGCACGUCACAGAGGUAAGAAACCCUUCAGCUGCACUGUUUGUGACAAGAGAUUCAUGUGGACUUUUCAGUUAAAAAGACACAAGUGUGUUGGUGGUCAGGCUUCAGAACCCAAUCAAAUCCAAACUGAGCUAAACAGAGAGGCAGAAACAGGAGCUGAUGGAGAGGACUGUGGAGGAUCAGAACAAGUCACCAACUCGAAUUCAGAGAGAUAUUUAUAUCCAGAGAUUCAGGUCAAGAUUGAGGACUCUUCUGAACCUGAGACUGAAGACUUUAAUGUUGAUUGGAAGGAGAACAGAGAACAUGAGUCAGGUUUAAACUCUGUGGAAAACAUAGAAGCUAAGAUCAUACAGAUACAUAGCUGUUCUGAGUGUGGUAAGACAUUCAAUAAGAAACAUAAUUUGACCACACACAUGAAAAAUCACUUUGAACAGAAACGCUUCAGCUGCUCUGAGUGUGGGAACGGAUUCACAUGUAAAAGAUCUCUGACCAGACACAUGAUAAUACAUUCAGAUGAGAAACCGUUCAGUUGCUCCGAGUGCAACAAAACAUUUAAUCAAAAGCAUAGCCUUACACUCCACAUGGCUCAUCACAGAGGGGAGAAACCCUUCAGCUGCAGAAUAUGUGACCAAAGAUUCUCUUGGCCUUUCCAAUUACAGAGACACAUGCGUGUUGGCUGUCAUGCUUCAGAGACUCAUGAGAACCAAACUGAGCUAAACAGAGAGUCAGAAACAAGAACUGAUGGAGAGGACUGUGGAGAACCAGAACAAGCCAGGAACUCAGACCCAGAGAGACAUGUACAAUCACAGACUGAUGUCAAGACUGAGGACUCUUCUGAACCUGAGGGAGAUGAUUGGAGGGAGACUAGAGAAUUUCAGUUAGUUGUAAAAUCUGAAGACUUUUGAGAUUUAACAGCAGAAACUACUCUGCUGCUCUCGUUGUAGUUACACAAUCAGCUGGAGUUAUGUUCACGAGGGAGGCACACAGAAACUGUCACAGGAGAGGAAACUUUACUGUUAAAGAAUGAAACAAGCACUGUUGUCAAAGGUGGAAAAACCCUUGGAUACCACUCUCUUAUUCUUUUAGUAUUACAAGUUAUUUAUUUUGUCUUUUAAAUGUCUGAAAAUUUGGAUUAUUCUUCACUGUAAUUUCCCAGAUUCCAAACCGUCUUCAGAAAUAUUGAUCAUGUGUUGGUUUAUAUGAAUUAAUUUCUGGAUGUUAGUAAAUAAAUCUGUUGUCAUUUCUCUCUGUUGAUCAUGUUAACGUUGGACAAUAUGUACAAACUAAAUGUAACUUUGACAAAGUGUCUAGCUGGUGUUUAUUUAGUGACAGCUGUGAUGAAAUCUGUGUGGACGUACAAACAUCUCCAGUUACUGAUGCAGUCUUAUAGUGGGUCACACUCAGGGUCACUCUCCGGGGUUCAGAGUUACCUCUGCUCUAACUUAC
Labrus bergylta (ballan wrasse) is the source of this 3687-nucleotide messenger RNA. Lineage: Eukaryota; Metazoa; Chordata; Actinopteri; Labriformes; Labridae. The record is from RefSeq and is a predicted model, not a curated record.